UUUAGUGUUCGUGGGUACUUUGCACAGCAACCAUUUCUUAUAAUCUCAGCCCAUUUCGGUGGCUCGUGAUCGGUUACCAGUUUGCCCUUUGUUCAAUUUACAAUAUUUUUACCACAUGCAUAUAUUAGCACAUUACGAAACCAUUACGAUUUUGAAGUGAUUUCAAUUUUAUUAUUAUUAUAUGCCUAUUGGAGUGUUAAAUUGAAUACAUAAGUACAUCUGCAAGCGUUACAUAAAAAGUUAUAAAUAUUAAAAAAUAAUUAUAUUUUUUUUUUUACAAAAAGUGAAUUAAUUUUAAAUCGAAGAUUUCUCUGAUGCAAAUACAAAACAAUAAACAAAAUAAAAAUGAAUUUCAUUCAUCCGGAACUGGUAGCAAGGAUGAAUACGUCUGAUAUUUCCGAUCAUAACGGCAACUCCAAUACUGUUGUGACGUCACACACAUCAGCCACCGCAGAUUCAACGAACGUCACAAACCUGUUGGCUAACAACAAUGUUGAUGGCGGCAAAAGUUGUGACGAUGCAGGUGUUCCGGAAACAACGGUUGCCUCGGAUGAUUCGCCGCAACGUACGAAAUCCGAAAAGUUUGAAAUUAAAAUUGUGCUCGUCAAAGUGCAGGCGGAAUCGCCAUUGUUGCCCACCAGCAACAAAGACGACAGCAAAAUAGUGGAAACGAACAAUAAUAGCAGCAACAGCAGCAACAACAACCACAUCAACAAUAUUAUCCCUGUACCUAACCACAUAUCAGUAAAUCAACAUAUUUACACAGCCGUUGAUACCACCUCCAAUUCCCCGAUCCACCGAAACCACUCGCACCUUCACGAUCUCACAUACAGUACUCCACUCAGCGUUGCUGUACCCCCUACCGCAAUAGAGCACAAUCCGACUAACAAAAUUUAUCUGGAAACACUUGCGCCCCCAGCGUCACCCACUCCCUCCGGACCGAGUAUAUAUGGCACACCGGCCAGCGAGUGCAGACGUCGCAGUUCCACAACAUCUUUACAAUUAUUGGAUGGUAAUACAGUCACGAUAACGACUACAACAUCAGCAACGAUUGGUGGUAGUGGUCAAAGUGAGGAGAGCAUAAUAGAUCUCGAGGAUAACUCCGAGGGCAAUACAGAUAGCGAUAAUUAUAGCGUAACAAACGAUAACACGUAUUCCACACCCACCACCACAGCCACACUGUAUAGCAAUUAUAAUUGCACACAAACAAGCACACAUACGCACCAAUACAAUUUGUAUCCAAAAGACUUCUUCUCCAACCUCGAAGGCGAACGACCGAAAAAAAGUACAAAAAUGAAAACGAAAGUUGAUGCUGUUGGGCGUAUCACUGGCGAAUGGGGACGCUGGCAAUUGCGUACUGUGUUGUUGAUCUUCUUAUGUAAAAUUCCAUCGUCAUGGUUUAUGGCGUGUAUAAUUUUCACAGCACCGGCGCCACGACAUGGUGAAUUCUUUUGUAAGCCACCAAAUACGGUAGGUGCACAAAAUGAUACGUUGUGGAUAAAGGUGUCGCAUCCGCAGAAAGAGGAAGCCGAUGAUCAGGAAUUUACAAUAGACUUUUGUAAUAUAUACCAGGAUGCACAAGAGCAUGCUCACCAUUAUUACCGUUAUGAGCGACCCGAACUGGAACCGCGGGUAUGGGAGGAACCCACUUCGCGUAAUGCGAACAUUAUCCCAUGCCAGCAGUUCGAGCAUAGGGCCGAGUACCAUUCGGUAGUGACGCAAUACGAUUUAGUAUGCUCGCGUGACAUUUUGGUGUCGGUAACACAGUUCUUCCACUUGUUUGGCGUCCUCACCGGCGGCAUACUGGCGAAUCAUCUGCUCAAAUAUUUCAGUCCACGAAAUGUGAUGCUCUUCGGCAUGGUGACACAAAUCUUCUGCGGUAAUCUCACCGGGCUCGUGGUCUCAUAUGAAUUGCAUGUCUUCUUCCGCUGUUUAUCUGCUGUAUGUUGUGCUCAAAUGUAUACAGCUGGCAGCGUAAUAAUGGGCGAUAUAACAGGCGGCGUGUAUAAGACUUGUGUUUCCACUCUCUUCGAACAAUUUUGGUCAAUUGGUGUUAUACUUUUACCCGGAUUGGCGAGCUUCUUCUCCAGCUGGUCCCAUCUCUAUAUGGCCAUCUCUUGGCCGACUGUGAUACUUAUAUAUUUAUGGCGUUGGAUUCCCGAUUCACCUCGUUGGAUGAUUCAACGUGGACGAGUAUUAGAUGCCAAAAAUAUUCUUUUACAAUGUGUUGAUUUGAAUGGCACGCGGUAUGGUCUUCCACACGACAUCGAUCAGCAGUUGCAAUUGCAGGCACAAACUGCUAUGGACGCGCCACCACCACCGGGUUGGUGGUCCAUAUGGAAGGGCCAUAAUGUGGUGCGUAAUUUGAUAUGUGUGCACUUAGCGUGGUCAGUUUAUAUUGUGGUUUACUACGGUAUGUUGUUGAACAUACGUUCAUUCAGUCGCGAGCACCUCGAAGUGAACACAGCAGUGGCAGGACUCUGUGAAAUUAUCGGCACAUUUAUUGGUCUCUUUCUGAUACUUAAGACAACACGUAAAUGGCUGUGGACGGGGCUGUUCAAUGUAGUUACCGGUUUAAUUGCAUACCUUGGUUGGCUGGUCCCGGACGAUUUAUCAUUUAAUACACGCGUUGCUCUACUUAUGUUCACAGCAAUGGUUUCGAAAGUGUCCAUAUCCACCACACUCUCCAUACUCACCACCUGCACCGUAGAGCUGGUUAGUGAGGAUAAGAAAAAGAUUACCGCCUUCUCCGCGAUAUGUUGGGCCAGAUUCUGGUUAUUGGGCGCGCCAUUCAUUGGCGCCACUGUGAUCUUUGGCAUAAUGGUGCCGCAGACUGCGUUUGCGUCACUAGCAAUUCUUGGGGGUGUUUUAACCUCCUUUAUAACUAGUCCCCGUACGAUAAGUAAAGAAGCCCUUGGCAACAACAACAGAGCCACCGCUACGCAAGUGGAUGGCAUCGAUAAUAAAAGCUUUACAACGGGUCCGACAGUUAACCAUCCCAUCUUUACUAGUAUUACGAAAUUGGCAACGCCCAACUCCAAUCUACCACCACAAAUGGUGCCCGGUGUUUGGACAACGAAACAGCAUGAAGACAGCCCUCCUGUAUAAGUUGGCGUGGGUGAUAAGACUGACCGGAUAUAGAAGUACGGUUGCUGAUCGGCGGCAUCAUUUUUAAAAUUAUUUCGUCUAUAAAUGUUGUUAAUUCGUAAAUUAAUUCGUCUAUAAAAGUUGUUAUUGCUGUGAAUAGAAUUGUAAUGUGGGAUGUACAGGGGCUGUUUUUUCUUUCUCUCACAUGAAAUUAUGUUGCCCAAGCGUAUUUAAGAUAUUAAAAGUGAUAAAGAAUACAAUUACACAUAUACUAAUUACAUACAUUUGUUGCUAAUUGUUGCAAACGGACGAAAUUUUUUAAUUUUUCUAGUAUUCCUUGUUACAAUUCUAUUCACACAUUAUUUUAUUUGUUGAAUAGUUUCACCGAAAAAGUCAUAUUUUUAAUUAAUUACGUAAUUGUUUAUGUGCUUAAAGGCCAAUGGCGUAAGCUAUAAGCAAAAUUUGCAAAUUUGUACAUACAAAUAUGUAUAAACAAAAAUACAAGGUUUUCCAAAUAAGAGUUGUUACUUUGAUAUUCAUAGAAAAAUGGCAUGGUCGGAGAAUUAUUUCAAUGUUAAGAUUAAAUUGUGCCAUUAAUAAUGGAAAACAAUGUCAGACAAAUGACCGCCACAGCUACGGUUACAAGACCGUAUCACUUUUAUCAUAUUUUCCAACAUCAAAUCGCAAAGUGGCUGCUGUAUGUCCUCAAUAGCUUAACGAAUUCCAUCUUUGAGGUCUUGAAUCGACAUUGGCUUGUUAGCGUAUAUCUUAUCCUUCACGUGGCCCCCCAAGGAAGAAGUCACAAUGUUUUAAAAUCACAAAAACUCGGCACCAAUUGCGAUCACCUCUCGAUAAAUAGGACAGUGCGGAAACUCUUCUCUCAAAUCAUCGACGAUUUCGUUGCUUUCAUGGCACGUUGCGUCGUCUUGUUGAAAGUAAACUUUAAGAAUAAAGAAUCAUUAAUAAUCUCUCAUUUUUACCCGUUGAGGAGGGAAAAACUUUUCAACAAUCUUGAGUCUUUCGAGUCCCAGAUGCGAAAGUUUUGCUUAUUGAGGUAGCCAUCGAGGUGGAAACGGGCCUCAUCUGUCAAAAUGAUAUUUCAAUGAAAUCUCAUAUCAUUAUCAUGCUUUUCAAGGACCUAAUCAGCAAAGACACGGCGUUGUUGAUCAUUGGCUGGCUUGAAUUCUUGUGUUAAGUAAACUUUAUAAGCCUUAAGACCCAAGUCUUUAUUGCAAAAUACGGUGUAAUGACGUUUGUGGAAAGUUGAAUUCCAGAAAACCACGAGGAAUGGACAAGGCUGGGUUUUUUUUCCAUACUUUGGUAUACAGUAGCAGUUGUUCUUGAGCAACGUGCAAGUGUUUAAAUCUUCACAUCACUAAAUUGUGCUGACAGCUACAUUUGUUCCAUCAAUUUCUUUAUUGCGGUUCGCUAAGGCGCUUUAUGACGACUGGGAAUUGUUUUAGUUUUACGAAUCGACUCUGCCAAGCUUUCACCAUUUUUAUAGUAAAUUUUAAUGAU
Molecule: messenger RNA, 4605 nt
Organism: Ceratitis capitata (Mediterranean fruit fly)
Lineage: Eukaryota; Metazoa; Arthropoda; Insecta; Diptera; Tephritidae
Product: solute carrier family 22 member 3
Exons: 6
Coding region: 346-3108 (920 amino acids)
Biological process (GO): transmembrane transport
Molecular function (GO): transmembrane transporter activity
Source: RefSeq, a predicted model, not a curated record